Molecule: messenger RNA, 1051 nt
Organism: Arabidopsis lyrata subsp. lyrata
Lineage: Eukaryota; Viridiplantae; Streptophyta; Magnoliopsida; Brassicales; Brassicaceae
Product: probable beta-1,3-galactosyltransferase 5
Exons: 7
Coding region: 156-887 (243 amino acids)
Cellular component (GO): Golgi membrane
Molecular function (GO): beta-1,3-galactosyltransferase activity
Source: RefSeq, a predicted model, not a curated record
GAGGAAUCGAACUUGAGAUACUUGUAAUAUUUCCAUACCCUUGAACCAUUAGACUAAAGAGACUUUUACUUAUAUGGGGCCGAUUAAGAACUAUAUAUUUUGGGGCCGCAAGCACAUGCUUCACCAGCUUCUGCCUAUGGCCGGCUCUGCUCACAAUGAAGCACAACAAAGUCUCCAAGAGACUAACUAUGACAUGGGUUCCUAUUCUUUGCAUUUCUUGCUUUUUCCUCGGAGCAAUCUUCACCUCCAAAUUGCGAUCAGCGUCUUCGGAUUCCGGUAGCCAGCUCAUUUUACAGCACCGGUGUGAUCAGGAAGUUAAGAUUGUUACCCAAGAUUAUGCUCAUGAGAAAAAAAAAUCAGAAGACAAAGAUGUAAUGGAAGAGGUUUUAAAAACCCAUAAAGCAAUCGAAUCAUUGGAUAAGUCAGUUUCUAUGCUUCAGAAGCAGCUCUCUACUACACAUAGCUCACAACAGAUUCUGGAUGCCACAUCAACCAAUUCUUCAACAGAAGGAAACCAAAGGAAGAAAGUUUUCAUGGUUAUUGGUAUCAAUACUGCAUUUAGUAGUAGAAAACGUCGUAAUUCGCUUAGAGAGACUUGGAUGCCUCAGGGGGAAAAGCUUGAGAAAUUAGAAAAAGAGAAAGGAAUUGUCAUCAAAUUUAUGAUUGGACACAGUUCAACGCCAAACAGUAUAUUGGAUAAGGAAAUUGAUUCAGAAGAUGCUCAAUACAAAGAUUUCUUUAGGCUGGAUCAUGUCGAAGGAUAUUACAAUCUAUCUGCAAAAACCAAAAGCUUCUUUUCUAGUGCAGUUGCAAAGUGGGAUGCUGAGUUUUAUGUCAAGAUUGAUGAUGAUGUUCACGUCAAUCUUGGUACCAAAAUAUGUUUCUAGCAUAAUGUAGUGGAGUAUGCAGAUCAGUCGAUAGAAUGUGGAUGGUUCAUGUGAUGUGUGGCGAAGGUGAUAAAGCUGUGUGGGACGCGAAUUUAAAACUCUCUUAGAUCGGAGAAAGAGACAAGAGGAGAUGAACAUUUUGUUUUGUAAAGAAUUAAAAGGUA